AUGGUGCAACCUAAUCCUAACCUAACCUAUAGUUAUCUUUUAUCAUCUGCAUUGAUAAAAGAAUUGUUUGAUUAUCAUCUUGUAUUGUAUGUUUUAAGAUCAAAAUUCCUUAAACAUACAAUGGAUACCACACCACCAACAACACCAACGAAUACGCUUGAUACUCAAUAUCAGCCAAUGCUAAUCUCAACAUCAUCGACAACAUCGUUAAAUGUGAUUCCCGCAAUUCAGACUGCUAAAAAAUCAACACCAGACUUCCAAUUAUAUCAUGAUAAGUUUAUUCAAACAUUUGAACAAUGGCAAGAUUUUGAACAAAUUAAAUUUGUUGAAACAUUACUUAAACAUAUGUCACAUUAUCAACAUGGACAAGUUAAUUCUUAUCUAUUACCAAUGUUACAACGUGAUUUUGUUGGACAAUUAGCAGCUCGAGGUCUUGAACAUAUUGCCGAAAAAAUUUUAACUUACUUAGAUGAUACUGCGUUAUCAGCAACAGAAUUAGUAUGUCGAGAAUGGUAUCAUGUUGUUUCAGAAGGUAUGUUGUGGAAAAAAUUAAUUGAACGAAAAGUUCAAAAUGAUUCAUUAUGGCGGGGUUUAUCCGGGCGUCGUGGUUGGUCACAUUAUUUAUUUCGUCAAAUGUUACAAAAUGGUGGACAACAAAAAAAGCAUGAAUUUUAUCGUCAUUUAUAUCCACAAAUAUGUAAAGAUAUUGAAAAACUUGAAUCAAAUUGGCGUACUGGAACAUUUACAUUACAUAAAAUUCAAUGUCGUUCACAAAAUAGUAAAGGUGUCUAUUGUUUACAGUAUGAUGAUGAAAAAAUUAUUAGUGGAUUGAGAGAUAAUACAAUUAAAAUAUGGGACCGAAAAACAUCAGAAUGUACAAAAGUUUUAACCGGUCACAAUGGUAGUGUAUUGUGUUUACAGUAUGAUGAAAAAGUGAUUAUAACCGGUUCAAGUGAUUCAACAAUACGUGUAUGGAAUGUGAAAACGGGUGAACUGUUAAAUACAUUAUUACAUCAUUGUGAAGCUGUUUUACAUUUACGAUUUAUGGAUGGAACGAUGGUAACAUGUUCAAAGGAUCGAAGUAUAGCUGUUUGGGAAAUGGUAUCACCCACAGAUAUUACCAUUCGUCGAGUUCUUGUUGGACAUCGAGCAGCUGUGAAUGUUGUCGAUUUUGAUGAUAAAUAUAUUGUUAGUGCAAGUGGAGACCGUACAAUCAAAGUGUGGGAUACAACAUCGUGUGAAUUUGUUCGAACGUUAUUGGGCCAUAAGCGUGGCAUAGCCUGUUUGCAAUAUCGUGAUAAAAUUGUUGUUAGUGGUAGUUCAGAUAAUCACAUUCGUAUAUGGGAUAUUGAUUGUGGUGCAUGUUUACGAAUAUUAGAAGGCCAUGACGAAUUAGUACGUUGUAUUCGAUUUGAUUCAAAACGUAUUGUUAGUGGAGCAUAUGAUGGUAAAAUAAAAAUAUGGGAUUUACAACAAGCACUCGAUCCAAGAUCAUCAACACAAUCUUUAUGUAUUCGAACAUUAACCGAACAUUCAGGACGCGUAUUUCGCUUACAAUUUGAUGAAUUUCAAAUAGUCAGUAGCUCCCACGAUGAUAGCAUUUUACAAUUUAAUUUUUUAACAAACAAUAAUAAUAAUGAUCAGUAA
Molecule: messenger RNA, 1647 nt
Organism: Didymodactylos carnosus
Lineage: Eukaryota; Metazoa; Rotifera; Eurotatoria; Philodinida; Philodinidae
Source: the annotation of a GenBank genome assembly